CUUCAGCUUGGGAGUAUGCAGGAUCAGCUUGUUGGUAACAGAACUGACACCUCAGUGAAGCCCAUUUACACAGGUGAUUUAGGUUCCUUGGUUGAGUGUCACAUUUCAUGAGCUUUGUUUAAACAGCUUCCAGUUGAUCAUUCCUGAAAAUUCAGGAGGUGGAAAUUGAAACCCCUUGGUAGCUUUCCUCAAAAAUCCUUCAGUAUUGUUGAGCAUUCAUGCUAAGUGUGUGAUUGAUACAUCAGAUAUGAUCGUGUACUGAAACACCAGAGCUGAAGUACCCACUUUUAUUGGUUACUUUAAGCUAACCAAGUGUGGACCAUCUUUUGUGUUUAGCUGUGAACAUAGAGCAUGGCCAGUUCUGCCUUAAAUAGGAAUACUUACAGUGUAAGACUUUCCUAAGGGAGUCAGCUGGGGGGUCAGUUUUGCCUUUUAUUUAGGCUCCUUUUCUUACCACCAAGAAUACAAAGAAGAAAGGUGAGUAAUACACUUGCAGAUUAAUUAGACUCUGUAUGCUAGAAAAAUACAGAGUUAAUGACCCUGUGAGAACAAAUUUAAAUAAAGAUUGGAGGAAUUGAAACAUGAUUGACUUGCCCAGGGAUUUUUUUGAGAACAUCCUCUAUUCUGGUUUGGGUUUUUUAUAAUUUUUAUUUGAGAAAGUCUUUCAGACACUUGGAAAUGUUUCAAUGGAUUUUAUGGAUCACAGCAAUCCCAUGUGGGAAAAACAGGCAUACUGAGGAGAAGAGAAUGGAUGAUUCUGCCAGAGCCUGACAGUCACACAUAUGGAGUGUGGUCUGUGAUCAGUCUUCCCAUGAACAUAUUAAUGAAGCAGUAGAGACGAAAAUAAGGAGUAUUUCAUCUCUCCACCCAAAGACUUGUCAUGUCUCAUCAUUACAAUGAAGCCUUUGAAAAUCCAGACUACCACUUGUCAGAGACACUGGAAAUUGAUAGAAGGAGGAAUUCUCAAGAGAAUCUGUUCUCUUACCAAGCCACUUAUGAUUCUUCACUACCUGGUUCCUACAGAGAACACAGUGGAAGAGGGCAGAAUUACCCUCUGGACAUACCAAUGGCCUCCAUGAGACACGGCUCUGAAUACAGUGAAGGUUUACCACGAGUUAAUGUCCUAAGAAGAAGUCCAUAUGGAAAUUCCACAGAUAAUCUUUCCUUUGAGCCUGAGUCUGAACUGGCAUACAGCCCACCUUCUCCAUUCCAUAGCCCCUAUACCCACAGCAUUUCCAAUGAAUCGGAAGGUAGCUUUAUUCGGAGACGCGACAGAAGACCACAUGAUGAGAUCUUCAUGACUUCUUCCAGUGUGUUUGAAGCAAAUCCAGUGUGGAAAGAAAAGGAAACUUUAGUUGAAAAUCUUGCAAGUAUGUCCACCAGUGAAAGGAUUAAAGCAAUCCAGAAGAUGCCAGAGACCAUGAAAAAAAAGAGAGAGAUCAGGAAUAAAGUUCUUGAAGAAAUAACAAAAAAAAAAUCAAGGCAUUGCAGCACUCAACUUUGCUCCUGCACACAGUGUAUGCAGGGAAUAGCAGUGUCAUUUCGGCGACUUGGAAAUAGCUUGUCAGAAUAUUUUCACCUACUGCAGUUACAGCAGAAGACUCUGAAGGUCAUUGGUGCCAAGUUUGGAACAAGUGUUCUUUCUUAUUUUAUUUUCUUGAAGUGGCUGCUAACUUUCAACAUCUUCUCAUUCCUCAUAAACUUCAGUUUCCUCACAAUUCCUCAGUUUCUUGCAGCAGAACCAAAUAACCUUUCAUUCACGGGUCUGGAGCUGCUCACUGGAGCUGGUUAUUUUCAACAAACAGUACUCUACUAUGGCUUUUACACCAAUGCUACAAUCAGUAAAAUAAAGAAUGGUCCAUCUUACAACAUGCAGCUGGCCUAUAUUUUCACUGUUGGAAUAUAUUUUGUCAUCUGUUUUCUUAUCUUGUUGUUCAGCAUGGCAAAGUCCUUCUGCAGGAACUUCAUUAACCCUCAGGCAUUCCCUGGAAAUGCUAGCAAACUUCUCUGCACUUGGGAGUUCAAUAUCACGAAUGAAAAAGCUGUGAAGCUGAAACAAAAGAAUCUCAGCACACAAAUAAAGGAAGACCUCUCUGAAGUAAACCGGGAAGUUCUAAGUUUUUCUGUAACAGAGAGAGUUGUUUGCAUUGCUAUUCAUUUUGCUUCGUGGGUCACUUCUCUGGGAACAGCAGUAGCUGCUUGUGCUGGUGUUUACUUCCUCUCCACUAAUAACCUGAAGCUAUUUGUGAAAGGGCACAGGAAUGACCUAGAGAGCCAAGCUGCCAUGUUGGUGCUACCUGUUGUCACAUCUGUCCUCAAUGCAUUCAUCCCGUUCUUCUACUCAUGGCUUGGACGUCUGGAAAGAUUUCAGACUCCUGGACAGCAUAUAUAUGUCACUAUUGCCAGAAGUAUCAUCCUGAAAAUAUCAAUUGUUGGAAUUCUGUGCUACUACUGGCUUAACAUUGUGGCUGCAUCAGAGUCACAGUGCUGGGAAACUCUGGUUGGCCAAGAUAUCUAUCGUCUUAUUGUAGUUGACUUCAUGUUUUGUUUGCUUGGCUCUUUCUUUGGAGAGUUUUUACAAAGAAUUAUUGGAACUACAGUUUGUGUGAGCCUGGGGCUGCCAGAGUUUGAUAUAGGACGAAAUGUUUUAGAUUUGAUCUAUGCACAGACUUUGACCUGGAUUGGUAUCCUCUUCUCACCUCUGAUGCCCGGUAUCCAGAUAAUAUCAUUUUCUAUAGUAUUUUGUGUGAAAAAGGUCAGUCUAAUGAUGAAUUGCCAACCCCCUCGCAAAGUCUGGAGAACUGCUCAAAUGACAACAACCUUCAUGUUCCUGCUGUUUUUCCCUUCCUUCCUUGGAGUUCUGUCUGUCAUUGGAGUCACUGUCUGGAGGUUAAAACCUUCAAAUGAAUGUGGUCCUUUCAGAGGUUUGUCUUCUAUGUAUGCUGCAGUCUCCGAGUGGGUAGCAAUACUGGAAAAUUACACUGCUUCAAAAUGGGUAGUGUGGAUCUACCAUAACUUAAUUACAAGUGAAAUUUUCUUCUUCGUCCUAUCCGUUUCUAUCCUAGUUAUUGUUUAUCUUUACUGGCAAAUAAUAGAAGGAAGAAAGAUCAUGAUCAAACACUUACAAAAGCAAAUUAUUAAUGGAGGAAAAGAUAAAGUGUUUUUACUUGAAAAACUACGGGCACUGCAAAUGGCAAAGCAAACCCCACCUGCACCAGGAGGACAAGGCCAGCAGAGAAGCUCUUCUUCAUACCACCCAUCCUGGCAGCCUGCCCAGCAAGUGCCAGGCUACCCAGGAAGGGCAUUUGACAGAAAACAAAAUGCUUCCUACAACGAGUAUCCCUAUGCUGCUGGGAUCUUAAGGGGGACUGGCUUCCCACAAGGGCUGGAGGGAAGCCCACGCAGCAGUGGGUCCUGCAUGUCAGAGGCAGUGGUGAUCUCUCUGCGGGCCAGAGAAGCAGCUCGGUGGGAAUACGAAGAUGAUGACACCUAUCCUUGACUGCGAGCCAGCAGAAUCAAUAAUGAAUGUACAGUGAGUGGUGUUCUGCAGAAAGCAGUGAUCGAUU
Molecule: messenger RNA, 3566 nt
Organism: Pezoporus flaviventris
Lineage: Eukaryota; Metazoa; Chordata; Aves; Psittaciformes; Psittacidae
Gene: TMC5
Product: transmembrane channel like 5
Exons: 23
Coding region: 881-3499 (872 amino acids)
Cellular component (GO): plasma membrane
Molecular function (GO): mechanosensitive monoatomic ion channel activity
Source: RefSeq, a predicted model, not a curated record